Cuscuta campestris is the source of this 1387-nucleotide messenger RNA. NCBI's taxonomy places the organism in Eukaryota, Viridiplantae, Streptophyta, Magnoliopsida, Solanales, Convolvulaceae. The record is from the annotation of a GenBank genome assembly.
AGAUGUAGGAUGGUCUGAUGUCCUUUUUAUUCACAUCAGCUAUCUCAAAACAUAAGAUAGGCGAACGGAAGUACGGAACCUUUGAAUCGAAUGCCCAGCCAGAAGCCUCUCUAGGAAAAUGGCUUCCUCGGCUGCUUCUGCUUUCACUCUCUCCACUUCUUCGUUUCUUUCCCAAGAGCUCAACCUGUGCACACAGACUCUGCCUCCUUUCUUUUCCCGCAACAAGAUUUUAUCCAUCAACCCUCUCAUCAUCCUUCGUCGCAGAGAGAGAAAACCGUCUCCAUUGAGCUGGGUUGCCAGUGUCCAUUCAUCAAAAUCAAUAAUUGUAUCUGGUGCUUCGGUCUUCUCAGAACCUGAGGUGUACGAGGAGGAUGAGGAAGGGGCCGAUGUUGAAAAAUUUGCUGUUUCAAUCGCUCCCACAACAAAGCCCAAGAAAGGCAAGGCCGCUUUGCCUCUCAAGAGAGAUCGAACAAGGUCUAAGAGAUUCUUGGAGAUUCAAAAGUUGAGGGAAUUCAAAAAAGAGUAUGACCUAGUAACAGCCAUAUCAUUGCUCAAGAAAACAGCAAGCACAAAGUUUGUGGAAACAUCUGAAGCCCAUUUCCGAUUAAAUAUUGACCCGAAAUAUAAUGAUCAACAGUUGAGGGCUACAGUAAACUUGCCCAAGGGAACUGGUCAGGCUGUCAAAGUGGCUGUGCUUACACAAGGUGAGAAGUUUGAUGAAGCAAAAAGUGCAGGAGCGGAUUUGGUGGGCGGAGAGGAUUUGAUAGAGCAAAUAAAAGCUGGAUUUAUGGAUUUUGAUAUAUUAAUCGCAACGCCAGAUAUGAUGCCUAAGGUUGCCAGUUUAGGAAGAAUCUUGGGCCCCCGAGGGCUCAUGCCUAAUCCAAAGGCUGGCACAGUAACAACAAAUAUACCACAGGUCAUACAAGAAUUCAAGCAAGGGAAAGUUGAAUAUCGGGCAGAUAAAACUGGGAUUGUCCACAUACCGUUUGGGAAAACAGGUUUCUCCGAUCACGAUCUUCUCCAAAACUUCCAAGCUGUUGUGAAAUCCGUAGAAGCUAACAAGCCAUCCGGUGCAAAAGGAUUGUACUGGAAAAGUGCUCAUGUGUGCUCUUCCAUGGGACCUUCCAUCCGAUUAAAUGUCAAGGAGAUGUUGGAUUUCAAGCUUCCAGUAAAUGUGUAGUUUUGCAGACCUGUAAAUUGUAGUAUCUUCUUAAAACUUUGUAUUACCUUUUCCUUUCCAGACGCGUGAUACUAUUUGUAAUCCCUGCCUGAAUGUGUUUAAAGCCAUUGAGGUCAAUUACUUUGCUAGUUUCAACUAAGGGUGCAUUUUUGAAACAUGGUUUUUGUUCCUUCCUUUUUUCCACAUCUACCAAGGAAGGGUCAAGGG